AUGGCGACUCCAAUUCCUACCAUCGGGGUUGCUUCGAUAACUGCAUCAAUCCGUGAGCGCAAGGAGGUGAGGGACCUGAAAGAGGACACGGUUAUGUGGGAGCUUUUUCUUCUGGGACUCCUCAAGUUCCAGAAGGAUGCGAAAGAGCACACGUCCUACUACGACAUCGCCUGCAUCCAUGGCGCGCCAUGGGAUGUCGCGUGGAACGGGGUAGACCGCAAGCUCAUGGGAAAGAGCGGCAAGAAGAGUGGCGGUUACUGCUCGCAUUCUUCCAACCUGUUUGCCACCUGGCAUCGACCAUACGUUGCCUUGUUCGAGGCUAAAUUGUACAAACAUGUCCAGGACGAAGCCGAGCGGCUCCAGAGAGAAACCCACCGUCUCGACCUGUUAGAAAAGGCGCGAGGCUUCCGGCUUCCCUACUGGGACUGGGGAGUCAAGAGCGGAAAAAACGCGCAAGAAGGCAGAUUUCCCCUUGCCAUCUUCGGGGAGAAGAAUAUCAGGAUUACUAUCGACCCGAAGCAGCAUGAGAUUCGGAACCCCCUGGCAGCCUUCUAUCGAUUCGAAAUCCCGGGGAGCCAGGAAAUUGCUGCAAGGAUGAAUUUGGAUCCUUUUAAGUCUGAGGAAUUCACCCUGAGAUAUCCCGGGCCUCCGCCGAAGUUAGCAUCUCAGAAUUCAGAAGUCCAAAGGGCACUUGACAAUAUUGGGCCCAUCGGUUCCCAGAUUUCGGGACUGUUUGCAGUUAAAGCAAACAGGGGAGAAAGUGAACUUACCCCUGAGCUCGACUUCAACGUGUUCGCGACGAACAAAAUGGUAGGGAGUGGUGCUGCACACUAUCCCAGCCUUGAGAGCUUGCAUGACACCAUCCACAUAAUUGUGGGCAGCGGGGGCCACAUGAACAUCCAAGCUUACGCAGCGUUUGAUCCCAUUUUCUGGCUUCACCAUUGCAAUGUCGACCGCCUGCUUGCGAUCUACCAAGCGCUGUAUCCAAAGAACUGGAUCAAGGAGUGGAAGGCUGCAGGGAAUGCUGCAGGGACCUUCACCACGGACUUUGGCGACGCUCAGAACGGCAGUACGAAGCUGUACCCUUUCUGGGAUAAAUCAGGAAAGCUGGACUCGUUUUGGACAUCUGAUGGUGUCAGACUCACGACAACACUCGGCUAUACCUACCCAGAGACCUCAGACACGGUGCGGCAACAGCAGGGGACAAACUACACCACGUGGCUCCGCCGUCGGAUCAGUGAGCUGUACCCGGUACCGUCUCAAAUGCGUCGAAGAAUCCGGGCAACAGAGGCCCCUGUGUCCUUCAUGGCUGUCCAACCCGAGCCUAUCCUCAAAAUCGACAACCCCGGAGAAGACAACCUAGCCAGCGAGGGCAUUUCCGUCACUGGGAUUGCAGCAGAAACCACCUCCGAAGCCAUCACCACCGCGGAGUCUUCCAAGCCGGAAUACGACGAGUCCACAUUCACGCUGUGGACAGCCAACAUGCGCGCCGAGAAGCACGUCCUCGGGCAGCCGUACAGCGUGUACAUCUUCUUACGAGAUUUCCCUGCUGAUCCCGCCACGUGGGAUCUCAACCCCACCACGGUCGGUCUCGUGGCCAUCCUAGGACAGAGCCAGGACACGGGCUGCGCCAAGUGCGUCACCGACAUGGCGGAGGGUUUGUGCGUCACGGGAACAGUGUCGUUGACGGAGGCUCUGGUGGAUGCGUACAACCUGGAUGACGGAAACGAGGAGAGACUGACAAGUCUGGACAAUGAUGAUGUGGCUAAUUAUUUGAAGCGGCAUCUCCACUGGCGAGUGUUGCUGGCCGACAAGACAGAGGUGCCGCGGGAUCAGGUACCGGGACUGAUGGUAUGCGUCUCGGCGGUGAAGGUCACGCUGGACGAGGAUGGAUUGCCAGUCUAUGAUCCGGAUCAUCGCGUGUACUACAGGGUCACGGAUGGGAGGCCGGCCGGGUUGAACCGAGGAGAUGAGGUCUGA
Molecule: messenger RNA, 1980 nt
Organism: Canariomyces notabilis
Lineage: Eukaryota; Fungi; Ascomycota; Sordariomycetes; Sordariales; Chaetomiaceae
Product: Di-copper centre-containing protein
Exons: 6
Coding region: 1-1980 (659 amino acids)
Molecular function (GO): oxidoreductase activity
Source: RefSeq, a predicted model, not a curated record